AUGUCUAGUCGGGUUACGGAAAUUAAGAAGCAGCUGGAUGAAACUGUCGAUAACCAUAGAAAAUUUAAGUUUAAGGUCGACAAUAAUCCUAUUGUUAGGAGAAAGGAGGAAACUUAUUCUUAUGUGGUUGCAGAGGAUAUUAUUGGGAGGGACGAUGAUAAGAAAGUUGUCGUAGAUAUGUCACUAGGUCCGAAUGAUGUUCAUGAACAUUUUCGUGUCGUGACUAUAGUGGGGGUCGGAGGGUUGGGAAAAACCGCACUUGCUCAACUUGUAUAUAACGAUAAAAGGGUUGAAGAAGAGUUUCCGGAUCCCAAUUUGAGGUUGUGGGUUUGUGUCUCUGAUCAAGAUGGGGAGCAAUUUGAUGUCAAGGCAAUCCUUUGUAAGAUUGUAGAAGUAGUUCAGAAGCUUAGUGAUACUGCCUCAUUAGAAUGGGUGCGAAAGAGGAUUCAAGAGAUAUUAGGAGGAAAGAAGUACCUGCUCAUACUUGAUGAUGUUUGGAAUGAAGAUCGUGAUAAAUGGCUUAACCUGCAAAGCUUCUUGAUGAUCGGUGAAGGGGGUAGCAGGAUUGUGGUAACCACUCGUUCAGUAGAGACUGGAGAAAUUACCGGAGACAAGAAUAUCUAUAAGUUGGAAGGUUUGUCCCAGGAGAAUUCUUGGCACUUGUUUGAGACUGUAGCAUUUAAUAAAGGUCAAGAACACGAAAAUCAUCUUGAAUUAGUUGAGAUUGGGAAGAAGAUUGUUAAAAAAUGUUGUAACAUUCCUCUUGCCCUUAAGGUGGUAGGAAGUCUUCUUUUUGGUCAACACAUGAAUAAGUGGCAUUCAUUCAAGAGGAGUGGUUUGUCUGAAAUAAAAAAUGGCGAAAAUAAAAUUAUGUCUAUAUUGAAGCUGAGUUACCACAAUCUUAGACCCUCUUUGAAGAAUUGCUUUAGUUAUUGUGCAGCAUUUCCCAAGGAUUUUGAAAUAGAGAGGCAGGAGUUGAUUAGCCUUUGGAUGGCGCAAGGAUAUAUUGAGUCACUUGACGGGGGAUGUUUCUUUCAAGAUGUAAAGAAGGACGAAUAUGGUGCUAUUCUGCCAGUCAAAAUCCAUGAUUUGAUGCACGAUGUUGCUCAAGAAGUGGGGAGAAAGGAACUUAGUGUGGUGAGUUCUAAUACAUCCGAAUUGGGAAAUAAAAUUCGUCAUGUAUAUAAUGUUAGUGAUAACUGUCCACAAAGCUCCUUGCUCAAGAAGAGUAAGAUACGUUCAUUUAUUUUGAGUCGUCCUCGUCAUAGAACUCUGGCGGAGAGUAUACAAAUGGACCGCUGGGUAUGCCUAAGGGUAUUGAGCUUAAAGUCUGCAAAUAUUAAAACCUAUCCUGAUUCAAUAGGUAAACUUCUCCAUUUAAGGUAUCUUAAUUUGUCUAGGAAUCACAUACUAGCGGCACUCCCUGAUUCUAUCAUUGAACUUCAUAAUCUACAAACUUUACUUUUAAGUGAUUGUAAUAAUUUGAGGGAGUUGCCAAAAGGUUUUAGCAAAUUAGUAAAACUUAGGCACUUGGAUCUAAGUCGCUGUAGGGAGUUAACUGUGAUGCCUUCGGGCAUAGGUAAAUUGACUAGUCUUAGGCACUUGGGUUUAGAAGAGUGUUAUAAGUUAACUUGCAUGACUUUGGGCAUGGAUAAGUUGACUCAUCUUAGGGUGCUACCCUUCUUUGUGGUGGGUAAGGGUCAGAGAGUUUCAAGUGAGGAACAAUACAGUGCAGAACUCAAAGACCUUAAAGCAUUGGCCAACUUAAUUGGUGGCAUACAUAUUAAAAUUGGUAAAUAUUACAUAGAAGGCCUGAAUAAUGGAGAAGAUGAAUACUUGAAGAGCAUGAAGCAUAUCGUGGAAGUAAACAUUGGUUUUGAUUUUGACAUUGAUGCUUAUAAAGAUCCUGACUUUGGAAGUUAUUGUCAAAGUUGGCAGCAAGAAGAAAUAGAAAAAGUGUGAAAAAAAUCUAUUUAGCUCUUUGACAGCUAAAUAUAUAUUACGGGAGUUUGUAACUAACUUGUAACAAACUUAUUUCCUUAGCUGAUGUCAGCAAUCUAAUACUCAUGCUUCUUGCGUGUGUAAUCCAACUCAGCUUCACACAUGCUCUUUUAUUUCCUCAUCAUCAUCGGUCAUUCUAACACCCCCACUCAAACUAUGCAUUGUGUUAACCAUGCCUAGUUUGGAUAGUAACUCAUUGAACUACUUUUGUGAACAAAUCUGCAAUCUGUGAAGUUGUAGGCAAGUAUGUAAUUUUUUUUUUCCUUGUAACACCUUGUCUCUUGUAAAAUGGACAUCAAUCUUAAUAUGCUUUGUCCUUUCAUGAUGCACUGGAUUUUUAGCUAUGUGAAUAGCACUCUGAUUAUCACAGUGCAGAGUUACAGGCUUCAAAUGCUGAACUCCCAAUUCCUCUAGUAAUCUUACAAUCCAUGCCACUUCUCCUGCUGCUGCUGACAUUGCCCUGUAGUCCUGUACUCUGCUUCUGAGGAACUUUUUGACACAACACCUUGCUUCUUUGACUUCCAGGUUAUAGGGGAUUUUCCUAACAUCAAAAUGUAGCCUGAGAUUGAUCUUCUGCUAUCUAGGCAAGCUCCCCAGUCUGAAUCUGAAAAAGCUUGUAAGAUUAACUUUUCUGCACCUUUCAGUAAGAUACCUUGCCCUAUUGUCCCAUUUUCAUAUCUCAAAGUAUGUUGUUGUAAUGCCCUGAAAUGAGGCAUUCUAGGUUCUUGAAGAAAUUGACUGAGAUGUUGUACAGUAUAGGAUAAGUCUGGCCUGGUAUAGUGGUAUGGGUCA
Messenger RNA from Chenopodium quinoa (quinoa), 2793 nucleotides. Its product is annotated as disease resistance protein RGA2-like. Gene Ontology annotation, biological process: defense response to other organism. The record is from RefSeq and is a predicted model, not a curated record. The transcript is spliced from 2 exons. Gene Ontology annotation, molecular function: ADP binding; protein binding. Lineage: Eukaryota; Viridiplantae; Streptophyta; Magnoliopsida; Caryophyllales; Amaranthaceae. Bases 1 to 1962 code for a protein of 653 amino acids.